AUGCAAGCGAAAGGACGCAAACAGAUUGAUGGAUUCGAGGGUGCUGCACAGCGGAUGCAGGCAGACUGGAUCGACGCCGAGGCAGAGGCGACCUGUUGUUCUCAGCACGGCCUUAGACAGAAGAGAGGCUUCUACGCCACUUCUCACGCAAAGCGAGACCGAGUCAAGCGGCCCGUUCGGAAAGUGGCGUGUCAGCCUUCCCCUCGUGCCUCUCCCUUUCGUAGCCGCCGUUUGCAUCAGUAA
Molecule: messenger RNA, 243 nt
Organism: Pseudozyma hubeiensis SY62
Lineage: Eukaryota; Fungi; Basidiomycota; Ustilaginomycetes; Ustilaginales; Ustilaginaceae
Exons: 1
Coding region: 1-243 (80 amino acids)
Source: RefSeq, a predicted model, not a curated record